CUCUUUCAAGAUGUCGGUGUACGGACCGGUGGUGAAGAUUCAUCCCGUCGUGCUCUCUUCUAUCGCUGACUCGUAUGAGCGGAGAAAUGAAGGGGCCAGCCGUGUCAUCGGAACUUUACUGGGAACCAUAGACAAGCACACAGUGGAGGUGACAAACUGCUUCUCUGUCCCCCACAAUGAGUCUGAGGAUGAGGUUGCAGUGGAUAUGGAGUUUGCCAAGAACAUGUAUGAGCUGCACAAGAAGGUGUCACCUAGUGAAGUUAUUGUUGGCUGGUACGCCACAGGAUAUGACAUAACAGAGCACUCAGUUCUGAUUCACGAAUACUACAGCCGAGAAGCCCAGAACCCAAUUCACCUAACUGUGGACACUGCACUGCAGAGUGGCAAGAUGAAUAUACGGGCCUAUGUCAGUGCUCAGAUGGGGGUGCCAGGAAAGACUGUGGGAGUGAUGUUCACCCCGCUAACAGUCAAGUAUGUCCACUACGACACAGAGAGGAUAGGAAUUGACCUUCUCCAAAGAACACGUGUAUCUCCCAAUCGCACCAAUGGUCUGACCUCUGAUUUAGAGCAGGUGGGAGUGGCAGCUACGAGGAUACAGGACAUGCUGGCCACAGUGCUGACGUACAUUGAAGAUGUGCUGUCUGGCAAGGUAGCAGCAGACAACAGUGUAGGUCGUUUCCUGAUGGACCUGGUGAACAAAGUUCCCAAGAUCUCAGCUGAAGACUUUGAGACCAUGCUCAAUUCUAACAUCAAUGACCUUCUGAUGGUGACAUACCUGGCCAACCUCACCCAGGCACAGAUAGCGCUCAAUGAGAAGUUGGUGCUUCUCUGAACAUGGGUGGAUUGAGAGAAGCGGGAAUUUUAAAUUGUUUUAUACCUUAGCUAUGAAAAUAAAGGUAUUAAACAUUCCAUAUGUGGCAUUCUUAGUUAUUGUACAAUACUUUUAUGCAAAGUUGUUAGAUGUAUACCUGUGAAAUCACUUGUCCAUUUUAAAGUACACUUUUUUUUUUCUGUGAUAAAUAUCUGACCAUAGCAGCAUUUCUUAAUUUUAUUUAAUGUUACAUAGGGGACUAAUGAUUUGCAUGAAGGUACAAUUUGUGCUGCAAACGGUGAAGUUUCAUUCUUUAAAAGGUUAAUUUGCUCAUUGAAUGCAGACCUUUGUAUAUAUGCGUAAGCCAGAUAUUUUUAAAUGAAAGUGUUUGUUCAAAAUAGCCAUAGAGAUUAGUUCAUCCAAAACUUGCGAUUUUCAUUAAAUUUUAAA
This is a messenger RNA of Scleropages formosus (Asian bonytongue), 1261 nucleotides long. It is a transcript of the gene eif3f, whose product is annotated as eukaryotic translation initiation factor 3, subunit F. Bases 11 to 832 code for a protein of 273 amino acids. The record is from RefSeq and is a predicted model, not a curated record. The transcript has 8 exons. Gene Ontology annotation, biological process: translational initiation. Gene Ontology annotation, molecular function: translation initiation factor activity; translation initiation factor binding; metallopeptidase activity. NCBI's taxonomy places the organism in Eukaryota, Metazoa, Chordata, Actinopteri, Osteoglossiformes, Osteoglossidae. Gene Ontology annotation, cellular component: eukaryotic translation initiation factor 3 complex, eIF3m.